GCUCACAGAAGCCGCUGUCUUCCCAACGGGUAUCAGGUGCAGUGUACGCUGCAGACACCUGCUCAGCUGCAUGCCCCUUUAAUCAUGGAAAGAAAGCUCCUAAAGAAGGAAAUGAAAAAGCUCUUGGGAGAUUAUAUUGGCAUCAGACUUCGGGAAAAUGAAUUUGACCCCAAAGGAAGAAGGCAACUCACCUUUCUAGAUGAUAUGGCCCACUAUGACUUGGCCAUCAGUGUUGCUUUGAAAUGGCUGGAUCAUUCGGAAGACUUAACUUGGCUGGAGUGGGAGAAAGGGAAAAGACCAUUUCGUGGCAGACCCAUAUAUCCAAACCAUAGAGAAAGAGAGGCAAUGAUUUUAUCAUCUUAUGCUGGAAUCCUAAUGAACAGCAUCCCAGUUGAGGAAGUCUUCAAAAUUUAUGGGGCGGAUUCUUCUUUCAAUUCUGCUUCUAUCAAGGUUCCCCGAGCUCCACCUUUCCGCCUCUCCUUGCACCCUUUUGCCAUGUUAACAGCGCCCCAAGCAGCAGAAUAUGCCCGCAAACAGAGUUUCAAGUUAAGAAGGGGAGCCAUGAAUAAAAAUGCCACCAGCAGCUCUACAAGGGAAGCAAAUGCCACGGAGCAGAAAUGAUCAAUACAUUUAUUUCUGGACACACAGCCAAAGAACGAAGUCAGUUAGGAGCUGAACAUGGUACUUCAUAAUAAAGUCUCUGGGAGAGGAAAAGAAACAUCAUCUUAAAACUGCAACACCUGCCAGCAUAUUUUUCUUCCCAGUUAGCUGUGACACAAACUGCACUGAAGUGUUAUUUUUGGAUGUUGAGAUUUCUUCUCUUAGCAUCAUAUUUCAGGGCUACAUCUGGGCUGUAAAAAUGCACGUAUCUUAUGCUACUCCAUUGUGAGUGGAAGGCUGUUGGUUGGAGAAUUCCAAAAGUAUAUAGUAUUUCUAUGUCGGAGCAGGCUGGCUUUGAAGCAUAUUUUACAAAUGUGUGGCACUGAAUACUGCAGAGUGGUGGAGCAGGAGGCAGUUUCCCAAAGUUUCAACCCAAAAUAAGAUCAAUCUAUCACUGAUUGCCUUCACAAUGUUGCCAUAUGGAAACAU
Messenger RNA from Phyllostomus hastatus (greater spear-nosed bat), 1089 nucleotides. It is a transcript of the gene CUNH2orf80, whose product is annotated as chromosome unknown C2orf80 homolog. The record is from RefSeq and is a predicted model, not a curated record. The coding region runs from base 85 to 621 and encodes 178 amino acids. NCBI's taxonomy places the organism in Eukaryota, Metazoa, Chordata, Mammalia, Chiroptera, Phyllostomidae. The transcript has 8 exons.